This is a messenger RNA of Mercenaria mercenaria, 1699 nucleotides long. RefSeq names its product beta-1,4-galactosyltransferase galt-1-like. The record is from RefSeq and is a predicted model, not a curated record. NCBI's taxonomy places the organism in Eukaryota, Metazoa, Mollusca, Bivalvia, Venerida, Veneridae. The coding region runs from base 1 to 1239 and encodes 412 amino acids. The transcript has 4 exons.
AUGGCGACCAAGAUGACCACCAGAGACACACCAUCCGGGAUAAAUACUGAUGCCACUAUCGGUAUCAAGGGUAUACAGACAUGUCACUCUGGGUAUCCUGUAUAUACAUACUGGCUCUUCUUGCCAUACAUACAGACAUCUAGGGAAAACCUGGCUAUACAUAUAGACAACAAUAGGAUACACAAGGUACGUGUAAUUGGUGUGUCGAAAAUCAAAUAUGCCACUGUUCAUUGUUUAAUGAGUUAUGCAAGCCAGUUUGAAUCAAUACAUAAUGAAGCUACAGUUGUUCUAAUUCAAGACCAUAAGAAUUUAACGUAUAACGUUGCUUUCAUUCUAUGUGAAUUGUAUCGGUUAGAUGUCCCAGAGGCAGUAUCUAUCUUAAAAGGCAGUUCUUCGGAGAAAGCAAGUAAUAUCUUACCAGUAAGGAGGAAACAAACAAAUCAUCAUGAUCGCAUGUUUUCUUUGUGCCUAUCUCCCCUUCAUUCGCGUUUUAAUGACAAAUUGAAGUUAGUGGAAUGGAUUGAGUUGAACAUGAUUCUUGGGGUAGAUAAAAUAAUUGUAUAUGUGCAAAACUGCUCUAACGACGUAAUGCAAACACUAAAAAUAUACGAGUCAAAAGGCGCUGUAGAUAUUAUGAACUGGUCUUUACCCAAAGACAUAACAAAUAAAAGAAAGAAAAAUCUACAUUAUUAUGGACAACUAGCCGCGAUUAAUGAUUGCCUUUACCGAAACAGGGGACUAAGUUUGUAUACAGCAGCUUUUGAUAUAGACGAAUAUAUUAUUCCUCAAUUGGAUGAAGAUGUCACUUGGUUAGAUAUGUUGUCUAGAUUACCAAAGGCAAAUGCUUAUAUUUUUAGAAAUUCCUUUUUUCUGAGAAAUGAAACGGGAAAGUUUAUUUCUCAAAUGCCAAUUACUACUUCGAACUUCAGAAGAGAAAAUUUCAUAUACUGGCCUCGUAGACGAUCCAAAUUUAUUGCCAGAACAGACGCAAUAUACACGACCGAUAUACAUUUUAUUAGAGAAAUGAAUGGCAAUCAGCACGCUGUUGAUCCUAAUAUCGGCCUGUUACAUCAUUACAGGGUACGUAUUCCUAAUCACAAUGAAACUGAAGGACAAUCAUCUAACAGGAAAGAUGACAUUCAAAGGAAAUAUGAUGAAGAGUUAACCGUAACAAACGAAGCGACUAAAAAAUACUCACAAAUAUUACAUAAGAGUAUGACAUGGAUUCUAGAUAAAUAAACAAAGUUAGAUUAUUUGUUUUAAAAAUAGUACUUAUAGUUUUAAUUUAAAUUGUUGUUUGAACUUUUGAAUAAUAUUUAGUAUAAACAAUAUUUUUAGGGAGUAAAAGUCUUCCAUAGAAUAAAAAUCUGAAACACGCUAAUUAAAAAAAGUACAUUAAGAAUUAAUGAUGCCGAUUUCUUGAUUCAAGCCAUGCGAAAUCCAACAAGUAAAUUAAAUGUAAAUAUGUUGUUACAACAAAAUGUCUGAUAAUGACGAUCGUUGAAACAAUGGUUUACCGUACAAUACCUUUGAAGGUAUGUUUUGAAAAGAAACGGGAUAUUUGCUUGUAUAUAUUAUGUGCGUGUCCAUUGAUUAUAGUGAUAGAAACCGUGAUGUAAUAAAUAAUUUUUGAAACCAUUAUCUUAAUUACUUGUAUAUGUAUAGGUUGGCAUAAACCUUAUAAUGAGCGCUCAUUGCU